Messenger RNA from Syngnathoides biaculeatus (alligator pipefish), 753 nucleotides. RefSeq names its product calcium/calmodulin-dependent protein kinase type II delta chain-like. The transcript has 4 exons. Lineage: Eukaryota; Metazoa; Chordata; Actinopteri; Syngnathiformes; Syngnathidae. Bases 253 to 753 code for a protein of 166 amino acids. The record is from RefSeq and is a predicted model, not a curated record. Gene Ontology annotation, biological process: protein phosphorylation. Gene Ontology annotation, molecular function: calmodulin binding; calcium/calmodulin-dependent protein kinase activity.
UUUUUGGGGGGGGGGUGUUGUCACUCCUGAACAUAUUUGGUUGUUGAGCAACUGGGUUUGUUUCAGGGCCACGCAUGUUUUUUUUUUUUUUUUUUAAAUAAACUUAGUCCAGAGUCCAAAAGGACACCUGAAAACCAAACAUGGCUGAUUUCUGCCACUGUUAGAAUCCAAUAAAAAGAGGGCUCGUGGUUUAAACUGACAGACCUGGAGGCAAGAUUGUUAGAAGAGAAAAGAACAUUUUCUCACGCGAACAUGCUUUGCCAUCUUUUCGUGGUUUUGCUGUCCCUCAAAAUUGUUCGCGGCGAUGUGACUCUUCAGUGGGCCGCUAAUGCCACAGCGCCUGAUGCAAUCCGAGCCCGACAGCAGGAGAUCAUCGAAGUCACCCAGAAGCUAAUGACAGCCAUCACCAACAGCGACUUCCAAGGCUACAAGGAAUUGUGCGAUCCGGGACUCACCAGCUUUGAGCCCGAAGGCCUGGGCAUCUUGGUGCAGAGCAUGGAGUUCCAUGAGUUCUUCAUGGUAAACGUGCUGAACGCAAGGAUCCAUAACACGCUGAUCGCGGAGCCCCGUGUGCACCUGCUGGGCGACGACGCCGCCUGCAUCGCCUACAUCCGUCUGACCCAGACCAUGGACGAGAACCUGCGGGCGAGAGUGGCCAAGGCGGAGGAGACGCGCGUGUGGCACCGACGCAACGGCAGCUGGGUCAACGUCCACUUCCAUCGCUCGGGCUCCACUUUUCUGCACACAAACUAA